Molecule: messenger RNA, 5765 nt
Organism: Carcharodon carcharias (great white shark)
Lineage: Eukaryota; Metazoa; Chordata; Chondrichthyes; Lamniformes; Lamnidae
Gene: kcnma1a
Product: potassium large conductance calcium-activated channel, subfamily M, alpha member 1a
Exons: 30
Coding region: 216-3908 (1230 amino acids)
Biological process (GO): potassium ion transport; transmembrane transport
Cellular component (GO): postsynaptic membrane
Molecular function (GO): large conductance calcium-activated potassium channel activity
Source: RefSeq, a predicted model, not a curated record
UUAAUUUCUCCGUGCGUCAGUUGUUGUGGAGAUUGUGAGGAGAGGGAGUGUGUGCAGGGGAAGCUUGUCUCUCUCGCGCUGACUCUGUCUCCGUCUCUCUCGCGCUGACCCUCAUUCGGCUGCCGGUUGCCAUGGCGGCUCCGGGCCUGGCGGAGGGCCUCCUCCUCCUCCUCCUCCUCCGCCGCCGCCUCGCCCUCUCCCCCCGCUGCUAAACCAUGGCCCGGGGUAACGCCUCCUCCUCCUCUUCCUCCUCCUCCUCCUCCUCCUCUUCCUCCUCCUCCACCAUCACCUCCACCCGCCGGCACUCCGCGGCCCUGCUGAAGAUGGAUCCCGUCAUCAUCCCCAUCGACGCCGAGGCGAUCUGCGACAGCAAUGACCAGCGCAUGUGGUGGGCCUUCCUGGCCUCCUCCAUGGUCACCUUCUUCGGCGGCCUCUUCAUCAUCCUCCUGUGGAGGACCGUCCAUUACCUGUGGGCUGUCUGCUGCCACUGCGGCCUCAAGAGCAAGGAUGCGCAGAAAAUCGGUGUCGGCGCAGCUAACCAGCCAGAUGAUGCCCUCCAAGACCUGGACGAAAAGGAAGAAAUACCACAAGGGGAAGUGGGCUGGAUGACUUCUGUAAAAGACUGGGCAGGGGUCAUGAUAUCUGCCCAAACUCUCACUGGCCGAGUUCUUGUGGUCUUGGUCUUUGCUCUCAGCAUUGGUGCACUUGUAAUAUACUUCAUAGAUUCUUCAGACCCAAUAGAAUCCUGUCAGAAUUUCUACGAUGAUUUCACGUUGCAGAUUGACAUGGCAUUCAACGUAUUCUUCCUACUCUACUUUGGACUCCGGUUUAUUGCGGCAAACGAUAAACUGUGGUUCUGGCUGGAAGUGAAUUCUGUGGUAGAUUUCUUCACCGUUCCUCCUGUCUUUGUGUCUGUGUAUUUGAGCAGAAGCUGGCUGGGCUUACGAUUUUUGAGAGCCCUCAGGUUGAUACAGUUCUCAGAAAUUUUACAAUUUCUGAAUAUCCUAAAAACAAGCAAUUCCAUCAAGUUGGUGAAUCUACUGUCUAUAUUUAUAAGCACAUGGCUAACGGGAGCUGGUUUCAUACAUUUGGUGGAGAACUCAGGGGAUCCUUGGGAAAACUUCCAAAAUUCCCAGCCACUGACCUACUGGGAAUGUGUCUACUUACUUAUGGUCACAAUGUCCACAGUUGGUUAUGGAGAUGUUUAUGCAAGGACAACCCUUGGACGGCUUUUUAUGGUCUUCUUCAUCCUCGGGGGCUUGGCCAUGUUUGCGAGCUACGUCCCUGAAAUCAUAGAAUUAAUAGGAAACCGCAAGAAAUAUGGUGGUACCUAUAGUGCGGUUAAUGGAAGAAAGCAUAUAGUGGUGUGUGGACACAUCACACUAGAGAGUGUCUCCAAUUUUCUAAAGGACUUCUUGCACAAGGACAGGGAUGAUGUGAAUGUAGAAAUAGUCUUUCUGCACAAUAUUUCCCCUAACCUUGAGCUCGAAGCCCUUUUUAAAAGACAUUUCACUCAGGUGGAAUUCUUCCAAGGUUCUGUCUUGAACCCUCACGAUCUAGCAAGAGUCAAGAUAGAGUCAUCAGAUGCUUGUCUAAUUCUAGCAAACAAGUACUGUCCUGAUCCUGAUGCUGAAGAUGCCUCCAAUAUCAUGAGGGUAAUAUCCAUCAAAAAUUACAAUCCAAAGAUAAGAAUUAUAACACAGAUGUUACAGUAUCAUAACAAGGCCCAUCUGCUGAACAUACCCAGCUGGAAUUGGAGGGAAGGGGAUGAUGCAAUCUGCCUAGCUGAACUGAAGCUGGGUUUUAUAGCUCAAAGCUGCUUGGCUCCAGGCCUCUCCACAAUGCUGGCCAACCUCUUCUCCAUGAGGUCGUUUAUCAAGAUUGAGGAGGAUACCUGGCAGAAGUACUACCUAGAAGGAGUAGCAAAUGAGAUGUACACAGAGUAUCUGUCCAGUGCCUUCAUAGGCUUGUCAUUUCCUGCAGUUUGUGAGCUGUGUUUUGUAAAGCUGAAGCUGUUACUGUUAGCCAUAGAAUACAAAUCGGAUACAAGGGAAAGCAGCAUAUUAAUCAAUCCUGGGAACCACAUCAAGAUCCAUGAAGGCACAUUGGGAUUCUUCAUUGCAAGUGAUGCCAAAGAAGUGAAAAGGGCAUUUUUCUACUGCAAAGCUUGUCACGAUGACAUCACAGAUACAAAAAGGAUUAAGAAAUGUGGCUGUAAACGACUUCAAGAUGAAAACCCAUCAGCUCUGUCACCCAAAAAAAAGCAGCGAAAUGGAGGUAUGCGAAAUUCACCCAACAGUUCACCCAAACUGAUGAGGCAUGACCCCUUGUCAAUUCCAGGAAAUGAUCAGAUAGAGGAAAUGGACGCUAGUGUGAAGAAAUAUGAUUCCACUGGGAUGUUUCACUGGUGCCCAGCCAAAGAAAUGGAGAAGGUCAUUCUGACCCGGAGUGAAGCUGCCAUGACGGUUUUAAGUGGGCAUGUGGUCGUGUGUAUAUUUGGGGAUAUGAACUCUGCUUUGGUUGGCUUACGCAACUUAGUGAUGCCUUUACGAGCCAGCAAUUUCCAUUAUCACGAACUGAAGCACAUUGUUUUUGUUGGGACACUGGAAUACCUAACAAGAGAAUGGGAGACACUUCACAACUUCCCCAAAGUAUCGAUAUUGCCGGGUACGCCAUUAUGUCGAGCUGAUUUAAGAGCUGUCAACAUCAACCUCUGCGACAUGUGUGUUAUUCUAUCAGCCAAUCAGAACAAUAUCGACGAUUGUUCGCUGCAGGACAAAGAAUGCAUCUUGGCGUCACUCAACAUCAAAUCUAUGCAGUUUGAUGACAGCAUAGGGGUCUUGCAGGCUAAUUCCCAAGGAUUCACACCUCCGGGAAUGGACAGAACUUCGCCAGACAACAGUCCAGUCCAUGGUCUAGUCCGACAGACCUCUGUCACCACCGGGGCCAAUAUCCCAAUGAUGACUGAGCUAGUUAAACCUGGCAAAUUGCUCCCUUUGGUUUCAUUCAAUCAGGAAAAAAACAUUGGAGCCAACAUACCAAUGAUAACUGAGUUGGUGAAUGACUCGAACGUUCAAUUCUUGGACCAAGAUGAUGAUGAUGACCCAGAUACUGAGUUGUAUUUGACACAGCCAUUCGCGUGCGGGACAGCAUUCGCUGUCAGUGUGUUAGACUCCCUAAUGAGUGCAACAUACUUCAAUGACAAUAUCCUGACUCUGAUACGGACAUUAGUAACAGGGGGAGCCACGCCAGAGCUGGAAUCAAUGCUAGCUGAAGAAAAUGCCUUGAGAGGUGGAUACAGCACUCCGCAAACACUAUCAAACAGAGACAGGUGUCGAGUCGCACAGUUGGCUCUGUACGAUGGCCCUUUUGCAGACCUUGGGGAUGGUGGUUGUUAUGGAGACCUGUUCUGCAAGGCCUUAAAAACAUACAACAUGCUUUGCUUUGGAAUAUACCGAUUGAGAGAUGCACAUUUACGCACACAUAACCAAUGUACUAAGCGAUAUGUGAUUGCUAAUCCACAUUAUGAAUUUGAACUAGUCUCAACGGAUGUGAUCUUCUGUCUGAUGCAAUUUGACCACAACGCUGGCCAAUCCCGUGGCAGCUUAUCGCACUCAUCUCAUUCCUCCCACUCUUCCAGUAAGAAAAGCUCGUCUGUGCACUCCAUCCCAACUACCACCAACCGUCCAAACCGCAACAAGAUUCGGGAUCCUCGGGAAAAGCAGAAUGCUACAAGGAUGACUAGAAUGAGCCAAGAAAAGAAAUGGUUUACAGAUGAAACUGAUAACACCUUCCCUAGGAACAUUCAGAUAAAACCAAUGAGCACUCACAUGGCUAAUCAAAUCAAUCAGUACAAAUCUACCAGCAGUUUGAUCCCACCCAUCAGAGAGGUAGAAGAUGAAUGUUGAUACCUGUAUGAACUCCAGUCUGAGAGAGAGACUUUGUGAAGCUCCUUCAACAGGACACUGGCUUUGAUGCUCCAUGGAUCUUACUGUGCUAUUACAGACAGGUGAAGGAAUCAUGGAUGAUACACCACCAAGAAGAAGUAAUAAUCUGCCCUUGAAAAUUACCUGCUUGUCCAGCAUGGAAUCACAGGUUUUAUUGGAUGGUUUUACUGAUGACUUGAAGACAAUCGAUGCAGACUGAAUAUUAUGGCCAUUUAUGUUUUAAAAAAUUAUUUUAUAAAUGCGAUACCUUGUCAUCUUCUACUUUGUAGCUUCUCUUUCCUUCUGUUUGUGACCAGACUCUUAUUUUGUUCCUCUUUUGUUUCGCCUUGGAGGAUGAAGGUCACAAAAAGUAUUAAUUCAAUGUACCCAAUCCCUGAAUCAACAAAAUAAUAAAAACAGUAUACUUCUAGCAGUGGCAAAUGAGGCGUCCAUUGUUGCCUGAUGACUAGCAUGUGAGCGCUAUCAGAAUAUAUGCUGUUAUCUGUCCUUGUGUUGAGAUAGGGCAUAGACCAAGUCCUGUGUUAAAGGUUGUUCCACAUUAUAACACCAUUUUUUUCGUUAUCCAUUUUAGAUUUUUUCUUUGCUUUGAUGAAAUAUAAACCUACAAGGUCUACUUGGAUAGAGAACAUUGCAAGCUGAGUGCUAUUUUUCUACGCUGUUCAUUUUCUCCAUUCUUAAACUUGUUUUGAAAUGAGAAUUUUGAGACACCACAAAGUAGUUAACACAUAUCACAGAGACAGUAGAUCAUACUUUGCAGUAUAUCCUGGGAGGAUAAAGAGACAUCAAUGUUAACUCAAUGAGGUAGAAAGUAUUAAUGCGGAGUUGUCUGAAGCAAGCCUGCACACCAUUUUAGCCUAUUACAUAGUUUCAAACAACACUUAUUGUUCGAAAAAGUUCAAUCCUUGACUCUUGGUGUGACCCCCACCUCCCUCACCUUGACAUCUACUUUUUUCCAGCAACACAUGGUCUUAAGAGAGAGAAACAAGCAAUACCAAAAGAGAGCUGGACUGGACCUACUGCAAACUCACAUCACUGGGAUAGGAAAAGAUACAUGGCAGGCAACUGUAUUGUUUCUGCACACCCUGCUGUGUCAGUUCCACCAGUUAUAGGCUCUGACUUUAGCUAAAACUAUCUCAGCUUUAAUGUCUGUUCUCCGGCUGCAGCACUGAACACGUCCAUAUUGCAACCCAACAACACUAUGUUCUGGAGUGAUUUUUGAAUUGUGAUUACUUUGUUGUUAAAUUUUGUAGGAAGUAGAGUGAAACAAUUGUGAAUAAAAUAUAUUAAUAUUAAUUGGAUUGUUAACAAGGUGAUCUUGUUAGCCUGUUUUAAGGAUUUGCGCUUCAGCACCUUCCAUUCAGUUCGACUCUUUCAUGAUGCCAGAGUUUGGGAAUUCAGUGGAUGAUCAUAUAACAACAAAAAAAAACUAACUUUACUACACUUACUGAAAAAUGUACGUUUUCAUUAUUUUAGCAUGUUUCUGUUCUGCAUUUGUGCACUUUUAUUUCAAUCAAUUUUGGUUUCUUAAUUCCCUGUUGUUCUCUUUGCUCCCACCUCUUCAUCGUCAACCUUGAAGAUGGAGAGUCAUUGCAGGGAGUCACCUUUCCUUCUCAAUUUUUAUUUUUGGUUUGCAUUAUUUUUUGCUCAGUAAUUAGAGGAGAUAAUAUGAUGGUGCUCAGACCUGAUCUACCUGGCUCUGUCAUAUAUGAUAUCUGGUGAUAAUAUUUUGUCUUAUACAAAAAAAAAGUUUGUACAUAUAUUGUACAUGGUUUCAUUUUGUAUUUUUUCUCAGAUUAAAAUUGUUGUAUUUGUGUCCAA